CAGUAUUGUUACAAGAUGGCUCAUAGAAAGGACAGAAGCUACAUAGAGAAGGCAAGUGAUAAGCAGUACCAAAAUUCGUAUAACUCAACCACUGGGGAGAAGAUGACCCACCCAAGUGGUCAUAUGGACCCUGACCCCCGUAGAAGUCAAGGCUGUGGCUUCCAUGAAAACUCUCCGGCUCACGUUGGGGGACCCGCCAGUGUGCAUCAUCAGAAUCAACUAAGUGGUCAGAUGGACCCUGGCCAUCGUGGAAGUCAAGGCUAUGGUUUUUAUGAAAAAUCGCCAGACGACGUAAGGUCAAGGAGGGAUUACGAGCAUAGACCUACCAUUGCUCAUUACCAGUCUCACUAUGAUGGAGAGGAGGACAUGGAUCAUGACGGCGAUGCUAAACACCACGGUGGAAGCAGGCGUGAUUUUAUGCAGGCACAGAGACAGCAGUUCCGCUCACUUCAAGCCAGUAAACAAAUGCUGUAUGAUGUCUAUGAACAAAACAUGGGUAUGAUCGAGGAGCUCGAGGCCCGAGACAGCGCAGAAAUGUCACAAAAAACUGAAGGGUUUAUACCAUAUAUGCGCUCAAAGAUACGCCUCCCUACCCAGAAACACAAAGCCAGAACGGACGUAACAGCCAUUAUAGAAGCGGAGAUAGUUUGUCUGCAAACACAGCUGAUGGUAGCUCCGAAAGAGGUCGUGGCCUCAGCCACCGAGGAGCUGAUAAAGAAAACCCUCCUGUGGCUUGCUCAUCGUCAGGACAUGGCGGCGCCACUGGCGCAUUGCGACGGUUACGCUGUCAACGUACUUGAGCUGCUGUUGCAUGGCAACGCGGAAAUACAACCGAGAGAGAAAGGACCCAAUGCCGGAAGGCGAGUUUUGCUUUAA
Molecule: messenger RNA, 876 nt
Organism: Lingula anatina
Lineage: Eukaryota; Metazoa; Brachiopoda; Lingulata; Lingulida; Lingulidae
Source: RefSeq, a predicted model, not a curated record